AUGAAUGCGACGUCCGUUGCAUCAUCGAGCCAAAUGUUUUCCCCAUUCAGCCAGAAGACGCAAGGCUCGUCGCAGGCUUUCAAUCCUUUUGCUCCUCGGCAGACCGGCGAAGGAGCAUCAUUUGGCCCUGAUGGUGCAGGCGGCUCUAAUGCAUUGAAGAACAACAAACGAAAGCCUGGAUUUGCCACGGAUAGCGAUACCGAGAGGAAAUCGAAGCACAACAACCCGUUCAAAGGCAAAGAUGGGAGCCUGAGCGACAGCGGAAAGCAAUGGAAGAAACGGGGCGAAAACGCAGACAAGGCGGCCGAUCUCAAGAACACCAAGAAGCCGCGCAGUGAUGCAAAGGGGCUGCGGCCGCCGAAAACAAACCAUCGCAGCAACCGUGCGCAGCCUACCACGAGUGCUGAGGAAGACAACACGUCACGUCCGAGUUCGUCUUCUAGUGCAAGCUCUGUCGACGAAUCGCCCGAGGCUGCAUCAAUGCGCACCGCCGACCCAUUCGCAAAGAAAGUAUACGAUCGACUCCGAAAAGAUGGCAUCAGCCCUCCGUCUUGGCCGUCCCAGCCGGGGGACCCCGCAAACAAGGCUGAGAUGGCCAAGUUUAGGGACAAGUACGAGGAGUAUCGCCAGAAAGUGCGCGCGUCUCUAACGAAAGCCGCCCUGAUCGACGAUCCCGAUAAAAGAAGAACGCUCCAGAAUGCUAUCGAUUUUCGAGGAAUCUGUGAAGACAUGUGCCCCGAAUAUGAAAAGAUCACACGAGUCACCGAGGCCGACGUUCCACAGCAUGAAAAGGAUACAAGGACGGGAUUUGCAAAGACAAGUAGGAUGGUGAAGAAGCUGGCGCGUUCAGCCGCCGGACAGGAAGCUCCUCUUCCUAUGGAUGUUCGCUCUACCGCCGCCCUGCGACGAACAAUGGAUUACUUGAUCGACGACUUGCUUCAAGACGACGACAACUUACCGACUUUGCACGGCUUUUUAUGGGACCGAACACGAGCUAUUCGACGAGAUUUCACCUUCUUCUCAUCGCCCACAGCCGACGACUUGAGAACCCAGACCUAUGUGCUGGAGAAUAUUGCUAGAUUCCACGUCACAGCCCUCCAUCUGUUGUCGCAGCCGGGAAAAGCUGGUGAAGACUUUGUGGAGCAACAGGAACUCGAGCAGCUCGGCAAAGCUUUGCUUUCACUCCGGGAUCUCUACGACGAUUGCAAUGCCCAGGGGAUUACAUGCGAAAACGAGGCCGAAUUCCGCGCGUUUUAUCUCCUCUUCCAUGCCCAUGAUUCAAAUACCAUCGAGAUGCUGCAACGACAGUGGAAGCCGCAAUUCUGGAGAGAUUCGGAUGACAUCAGGACCGCAGUAUCACUUGUCGAGGCCUUGCAAAACACUGAUGACUUUCAUGGACCGUUAAGAGCAGGUCCAUCCUUGGCUGCGAGCAACGCUUUCCAUUCAUUCUUCCGAAUCGUGGAGGAUCCUAGUGUAUCAUAUACCAUGGCAUGCUUUGCCGAGUGCCAUUUUCCCCAACUUCGCCGAUCGAUUUUGCGUGCCGUAAAGCGAGCACUAGCCAGGCCCAAGGAUCCAUCAAACGAUUUGACAGCUGCUUCUUUGAACAAGUUUCUACGAUUCGACACGGUUGAACAAGCUAUUGACUUUGCGAAACUCCAUGGCAUCGACGUGGUCCCAGAUCCACAGGCCCCUAUGGAUGUUGCGCAACAGCGUCUGGUCUUGAAUAAUAGAGAACCGCUAUUACACCCCCGACUAACCCAUCAAUUCUCGCAAAAUCUUGUGGAAAAGAAGAGAGGAAGUCGGCCACUACCGGAUGUUAUCCACACAACAAUCCACGAGGACUCAACUGCAUCCUCACAUUUGGGUCCUGGCAGCUUCUUACAGAAUGAAGGCUCUGUUCCACCUCCCUUCUCUACUAAUAACACACCUGCGACGACUAAUCCUUUUGCGCCCGCUAUCACGCCAAUCAAUGCGUUAGAGAAACCUGCGGCACCCACACCACCAUUUGGAGGAAGUACGGCUGUGAAUCCAUUUUCACAAGCGACAACAGCACCUUCUACGAGUUUUCAGGACUCUCAGAAUAAACCAUCACCUCAACCGCAAAUUCAGUCAUCUAGUUUCUUUUCAUCCGUUUUACCUACGGCUCCGAAUGGGAUUACCACUACGCCAAAGAUAUCAUUCGGCUCGCUUGGGGAGUCAAAGCCUGCCUUGUCAGGGCCCUUUGCUUCCAGCGUCCAGUCAUCGGAAGGAAGCAAAUUAUCUAUGUUCCCUACAGCUACAGAUAUUGCACAGGGAUCUUCAAGCCAACCAAAACCCAGCCUAUUUGAUUCUCCAACGCCGGCGCUUGCUCCGUCAAGUCCGAACAAACCGGCGAUAUCUACAAGUGUGUCAGGAUUCCCAGCUUUCUCUGCUUCAACAGGGACGAGCAGCAGCAGCAUAUUGCCCUCCGAUACAAACGUAAAGCCUUCAUUAACUGCGCAAGAGCCGCCCAAGUCAAUAAUCAACUCUACGCCACUGUCGUUUCCUCAGACAAGUGGGGGUUCAAGCAUUUCACCACCAAAUCUUCUUGGCAAUCAAGCGGCCGUAGGAGGGGUAUUGAGCUCACCAUUUUCUGGUUCUUUUUUAAAUUCAGAGAACAAGAAGGCUGUUGAGCCGCCCGCCCAGUUACAGCCAGGCACUUCGCAGCCAUCUUCAGCCGGCUUCCCUGCAUUUAAAUCCCCAACGACAACUCGCUUCGGAGACAAUGCUCUCAGCACUACCCCUACUUCCACGCCUCCCGCUUUAUUCUCUAAGCCUACCUUCCCUCCUGCCCCUACUCCGGCACCCGCGAGCCCUCCACGAGAUCCGCUGGGCGACUUGACGAAGUGGUUUGUGAAUGGAGAUAAGGGGCUGAUGAAUGAGUUCGAGGCUUUCAUGGUAGAAAGCAUCGUUCGGGAUGUCUUUGACAAGUUUCAAAGAGAUGAGGAAGAAAGGUUGCGAAGAGAGAAAGAGGAGCGAGAUAAUGCGGAAGCUAAGAGAUUCCGGAUAUACAACAUUUCCUUGAAAUAUUUCUAUCGGUGGAAGAAGAAUGCCCGCGAGAAACGUCUAAGGCAACUUCGCCGGAGCGGACGCGAGCAAUUCCGAGCAUUUCGCGAAGCUCAAAGAGCGGCGCAGAUCAGAGAAGAGCAGGAAACUGCUCAACGAAUCGCUACUCAAAAAGCCGAGUUGGCCGCUCUUAAUCGCCCAGAUGAGCUAGCAGCUAUAAUACGGAAUAACCAACGAAACAAGAGGAAAGCAGAAGAAGCGCUCCUCGCAUCUGGUGUCUUAUCUGGCGUCACCAACGAACGAAGAGCCGUUUCAGCGAUUUUCCGCAACGAAUAUAGACGGUUAUCGCCUACUCCAUCAAUGAAUGGGAGCCAAGGGAUGCGGUCUCGUUCUGGGUCAGUUGCUGGGUCAGCGAUGAGCAUCGAAGGCGGUUCAAAAACACGAGCUUUGCGCGAGAAGCUUAUGGGGGAAAGGCCGGGUCGAUUUCAACGUACCCUACCUUCUAUAUCAGGCGAUAGCUCUCCGCCAGAGAAAUCACGGACCAGCAAAGUAUCUGAGCGCUGGCGGUUGAAAGCCAUGGGUAUUGUGCAGAUGCCUGAUGGGACUGCUUUACCAGAGUCCAUGGCAGAUGAAAUCCGUCGCGGUUUCAAGAAGGAUACGAGCAGCAGGGCAAGUUCGUUAAUCCGACGAGCAUCAAUCACCAGCGCGGCGUCUGUGCGGCCGCAAAGUCCUCUGGCCUUCAAAUCUCUCGGUGACCGUAACUUCUCGGAUAACUCGCUUACCAUGAACCAUAAAAGAAAACGGUCUAUGGAGAUUGACGACGAGAUAGCCAAAGAGAGCAUCGUGGAUGCAGACCCGCACAAACGCGUCAUGAGUGAUGCCGAUAUUCUAUUACAAGAACUUAGAGCAAUGCGCCAAGAGAUGGAGGAGGGCACGACGUGGUUCAAAUCACAAAACGGGAGGUUACAAAGUGAAAUAAUGAGCAGAGGGGGGACGCCAAUGGACGAAAGCGGCAUAUGAAAGGGAAAAAAAAACAAGAAGAAGGUAUAAAAACACCAAAUUCUUCCGACAUUG
Trichoderma atroviride IMI 206040 is the source of this 4098-nucleotide messenger RNA. Lineage: Eukaryota; Fungi; Ascomycota; Sordariomycetes; Hypocreales; Hypocreaceae. The record is from RefSeq and is a predicted model, not a curated record.